This is a messenger RNA of Trypanosoma rangeli, 1434 nucleotides long. Its product is annotated as protein LTV1. Bases 1 to 1434 code for a protein of 477 amino acids. Gene Ontology annotation, cellular component: nucleus; preribosome, small subunit precursor; cytosol. Lineage: Eukaryota; Euglenozoa; Kinetoplastea; Trypanosomatida; Trypanosomatidae. The record is from RefSeq and is a predicted model, not a curated record. Gene Ontology annotation, biological process: ribosomal small subunit export from nucleus; ribosomal small subunit biogenesis. The transcript has a single exon.
AUGCCGCCCAAACGUGCCAAGGGCGUGACCUUCAAGCUUGUCCACCCGUCGUACGAUGACGCCGAGCAUGAGGGUGCGAAGAACACCGCCGUGAUGGUGGAGGAGCAGGAACUGCGCAAACACCUGCCGUCAACUGCAACGCGCCGCCGUCGCCAGCGUGGGGAUGAAAGCGAUGAGGAUGAGUCGGCAACAGUCAGUGACUUGGCGCGGGAGUGGACCACUACCACGUCCUUCGCGUCGUCCGUGCCGCAGGGGGGCACCGUCCGGCUGCCGGAGGAGGACGCGUAUAUGAACAAACACAACUUUCUUCGUGCGCAAGACUCAGAUGAUGCGGACGACACCCACGGCAACCUCGGUGAGGAGGACGAGGAGGAUGAAGACAAGUUGUUUGCGGACCAGGAGGAGGUGGAGUUCACAGACGACUUCCUUCGCGAGCUGGUGUUUGGCGAUGGCGGUGGCGACGAGGAGGAAGAUGACACCGACGGCGACGGCGGUGCUGAGAUCGUCACGGGGCACGACGAGUCCGUCUACGUCCAGCACGAUGUGACAAAGAGAGGCGUGGACCGCCAGUUUGCGCGGAUGAUGCGGGAGUUUGACGUUGAUGCCCGCCUCAACGACGCCUACACGGACGAUCCUCGUGCCCAUGGGGCUCUCGAGGUGGAUCAGUACCUGCGCGCACUUGAGGAGUUUGUGGUGGACAGAGCCGGUGUCGACUACGGUACCGCCGAGCCGCGGCGAAAUAAGGGAUUAAUACAUCAGCUAAAAAACAUGGUUCUCUCCGCCGGCACAGAGAUGGGGCCCAGUGGGGAGUUGUACACCACAACCGUUUUGCCGGACAGGCAGACACGUUUUAUGGAAGAGUUCCAAAGAGAGACGGAGGAAAUUCGACAGGCCGCCCUUCAUCGCAUGCAGUGGCAAAAGCCAGAUGGCCCAGUGGAGAACUCCGCGGGUGAGGAGGGGGAGGUAGGGACGUGGCCUGGGGAGACGGAGGCGGAGGACGACGAGGCCUACGUGUUAAGGGAGGUGCGUGAUAAGGCAAAUCGUCUAGACUGCGAGACGGUCGUCUCGAUGUAUUCAACGUGCUUCAACCAGCCCAACGUUAUCCGGGCGCCAGCCACAGGAAGACGACGAAAGAGACACGGGGCCUCCACCUCCUCCCCCUCAGCAGCAGCAGGAGGAGGAACAAAAACAACACCAACUGAGGAGGACGAGGAGACGGUGCCCGAGUUAGUCACGCAGCCACUCGCCUUUGAGCGCUACAAGGGGGAGACAAGGGAGGAAAAGAAGUUGCGGCAGCAGCUGGCAAAGCAGGUGCAGCGUGAGCGACGUGGCAAGAAGCGGGAGCUGAAGGAGGCUUACAAGAACCUUGAGGCAGAUGAGGUGAAGCGGUCGAAAGAAUCCCAAGCAGCAAAGAAAACUGUACACUUCUUUUAG